UAUUAAAUAUUUAUUUUAUUUAUUUGAAAGAGUGACAGAGGGGAAAGAAAGAAAGCCAUAUGCUGCAAUGGCCCAGGGCUGGGCUGAAGCCAGGGGCCCAGAAUUCCAUUUGAGUCUCCCAUGAGGGUGGCAGGGGUCCAAAUAUUUGGGCCAUCAUCUGCUGCUUUCCCAGGCACUUAGUAGGGAGCUGGAUCAGAAGCUGAGCAGCUUGGACUCAAACUGGAGCUGCACUAUGGGGUGCAAGGAGUACAAGGAGCAGUAUAACCUGCUGUGCCACAGUGGAGACCUCAGGUGGGCAUCUUUUUGAGACUAGAAGGAAAUUUACAGCAGUAGCUACUGAUGUAUUAAAGCAGCUCUAAAACAAAUGAGCUGAGAGAAGUAAUGUUUUGGAGUGGGAGCAUGCUGGUAAUUCAGGACAUCUUUUCUCCCUAGUUACCUGUGAAAAAGGUCCUGCGUCUCUGAAUUGUUAGGCUUUUAAUAUUUAGGGAAUGGGCUUGACAGUUUCUGCGUCUUUCUUCUUCCUGGCUUGUACUGCCUUGACAUGCAUUGUCUCCUCUAUUGGGUGGCUGUAUUCCAGUCUGCUGUCCUGGCUGUUGAAAGGAGAGUGCAGAACUGGUUGUUUGUUUUGUGAAACCUGUCCCAUUGCCAUGCAAUAUUUGCCCAGGAGUGCCUGGUGUGACAUUCUUGUGGUGAGUGUGGCCCUUUAAAGAUUUCAUUUGUAGAUGUUAAAUGAACCCGUAACUGCUGUGUGCCAAGAGCACUGAAGUCAUUUCUCCUUAGGGUUUAAACAGGAGGAGUAGUAAUCCCAGUGGAGCCUGGGCUGGGGUCUAGAGCCUGGAGGUGGCAGAUGAUAGGCAGGGGCUGUUGUGGUCUCGUGGCUCAUUUGCACAGAGGAGGGGCUGGCCUCCCUUGGGGAGGUAUUUCCGCUCACUGUAACAAAUGAGGGUGCACAAAGGGCUGAAAUGUAAUGAGGCUUCUCUGGUGACGUCACUUGUAAAUGUGGUCAAAGUCCAGUUCUUGGAAGCUAGUAGAAGCAGGAAUAGAGAUCAGGCCGUUUGCAUGCUCUCACUUCUCAGCUGUCACUGCUCGAUGGUGCCUUCUUCCAGCCACUGAAGCAGCACGACUGGACUGGGGCAUGAACGCCUACAAGUACCAGAAGUUCCUGGAGGGCCUCAACAGCCUUAGAGAUGAGCGAGACCGGGUUCAGAAGAAAACAUUCACCAAAUGGGUCAACAAGCACUUGAUGAAGGUCCGCAAGCACAUCAAUGACCUUUAUGAAGACCUGCGGGAUGGCCAUAACCUGAUCUCUCUGCUGGAGGUCCUCUCGGGUAUCAAGCUGGAGCCAGCAGGGCUGAAGACCCUCCGUCUGGUGAGCAUGCCCUCCUGGCGCCAUACAAGCAGCGAGGAGCAGGAGGAGGAAGAUGAUGAUGAUGUCCCCCGGGAGAAGGGCAGGAUGCGAUUUCAUAGGCUGCAGAAUGUGCAAAUUGCCCUGGACUUCCUAAAGCAGCGGCAGGUGAAACUGGUGAACAUUCGCAAUGAUGACAUUACGGAUGGCAACCCCAAGCUGACCCUGGGCCUCAUCUGGACCAUUAUUUUACACUUCCAGAUCUCUGACAUCUACAUUAGUGGGGAGUCAGGGGACAUGUCAGCCAAGGAGAAACUACUCCUGUGGACUCAGAAGGUGACAGCUGGUUAUACAGGAAUCAAAUGCACAAACUUUUCCUCCUGCUGGAGUGACGGGAAGAUGUUCAAUGCACUUAUUCACCGAUAUAGACCUGAUCUGGUAGAUAUGGAGAGGGUGCAAAUCCAGAGUAACCGAGAAAACCUGGAACAGGCUUUUGAAGUAGCAGAAAGACUGGGGGUCACCCGGUUGUUGGACGCAGAAGAUGUGGAUGUGCCAUCUCCAGAUGAAAAGUCUGUAAUCACUUAUGUGUCUUCAAUUUAUGAUGCCUUCCCUAAAGUCCCUGAGGGUGGAGAAGGGAUCAGUGCCACAGAAGUGGACUCCAGGUGGCAAGAAUACCAAAGUCGGGUGGAUUCCCUCAUUCCAUGGAUCAAACAGCACACUAUACUGAUGUCAGAUAAAUCUUUUCCCCAAAACCCUGUUGAACUAAAGGCACUUUAUAACCAAUACAUACACUUCAAAGAAACAGAAAUUCUGGCCAAGGAGAGAGAAAAAGGAAGAAUCGAGGAGUUGUACAAAUUAUUAGAGGUGUGGAUAGAAUUUGGCCGAAUUAAACUGCCUCAAGGUUAUCACCCUAAUGAUGUGGAAGAAGAGUGGGGAAAGCUCAUCAUUGAGAUGCUGGAGCGAGAGAAAUCCCUUCGGCCAGCUGUAGAGAGGCUAGAAUUGCUGCUACAGAUUGCAAACAAAAUCCAGAAUGGUGCUUUGAAUUGUGAAGAAAAACUGACACUAGCCAAGAAUACACUGCAGGCUGACGCCGCUCACCUGGAAUCGGGACAACCAGUACAGUGUGAGUCAGAUGUUAUCAUGUACAUUCAAGAGUGUGAAGGUCUCAUCAGGCAGCUGCAAGUGGAUCUCCAGAUCCUACGGGAUGAGAAUUACUACCAACUAGAAGAGCUGGCUUUUAGGGUCAUGCGUCUGCAGGAUGAGCUGGUCACCUUGCGUCUAGAGUGUACAAACCUGUACCAGAAAGGCCAUUUCACUUCACUUGAAUUGGUUCCACCCUCUACUUUAACCACUACUCAUCUGAAAGCAGAACCCUUAACCAAGACAACCCAUUCUUCUUCUACCUCCUGGUUCCGCAAGCCCAUGACUCGGGCUGAACUUGUGUCAAUCUCUUCCUCUGAAGAUGAAGGCAAUCUCCGAUUUGUGUAUGAACUACUAUCUUGGGUAGAAGAGAUGCAGAUGAAACUAGAACGAGCAGAGUGGGGUAAUGACCUGCCUAGUGUGGAGUUGCAGCUUGAAACACAGCAGCACAUCCACACCAGUGUAGAAGAACUGGGCUCAAGCGUCAAAGAGGCCAGAUUGUAUGAGGGAAAAAUGUCCCAAAAUUUCCAUACCAGUUAUGUUGAAACACUUGGAAAGCUGGAGACACAGUAUUGUAAACUGAAGGAAACUUCUAGCUUCCGAAUGAGGCACCUUCAGAGUCUGCAUAAAUUUGUCUCCAGAGCUACUGCUGAGUUGAUCUGGUUGAAUGAGAAGGAGGAGGAGGAACUAGCAUAUGACUGGAGUGACAACAAUCCCAAUAUCUCAGCCAAGAAAAAUUACUUCUCUGAGUUGAUGAUGGAACUGGAAGAGAAACAGGAUGUAUUCCGGUCUCUCCAAGAUACAGCAGAACUGCUGUCACUUGAGAACCACCCAGCCAAACAGACAGUGGAGGCUUACAGUGCUGCUGUUCAGUCCCAGUUGCAGUGGAUGAAGCAGCUGUGCUUGUGUGUUGAGCAGCAUGUCAAAGAGAAUACUGCUUACUUUCAGUUCUUCAGUGAUGCGCGGGACCUGGAGUCAUUCUUGAGGAACCUCCAAGACUCCAUCAAGCGCAAAUAUUCCUGCGACCACAACACCAGCUUGUCCCGCCUCGAGGACCUGCUCCAGGACUCCAUGGAUGAAAAGGAGCAGCUUAUACAGUCCAAGAGUUCCGUUGCCAGUCUUGUUGGGAGAUCAAAAACCAUUGUUCAGCUAAAGCCACGCAGUCCAGACCAUGUGCUAAAGAGCACCAUUUCUGUUAAGGCCAUCUGUGACUAUCGGCAGAUCGAGAUCACGAUUUGCAAAAAUGAUGAGUGUGUGCUAGAAGAUAAUUCUCAGCGGACCAAAUGGAAAGUGAUCAGCCCCACAGGGAAUGAGGCAAUGGUGCCAUCAGUCUGCUUCCUCAUCCCCCCACCCAACAAGGAUGCCAUUGAGAUGGCCAGCAGGGUGGAACAAUCUUACCAGAAGGUGAUGGCCCUUUGGCACCAGCUACAUGUUAACACCAAAAGCCUUAUCUCCUGGAACUACCUUCGGAAGGACCUUGACCUUGUACAGACUUGGAACCUGGAAAAGCUUCGAUCCUCAGCACCAGGGGAGUGCCACCAGGUUAUGCAGAACCUGCAGGCCCACUAUGAAGACUUUCUGCAGGACAGUCGUGACUCUGUACUCUUCUCCGUGGCUGAUCGCUUGCGUUUGGAAGAGGAAGUGGAAGCUUGUAAAGCCCACUUCCAGCGCCUAGUGAAGUCCAUGGAAAAUGAAGACAAAGAGGAGACUGUGGCCAAGAUGUACAUUUCAGAGCUGAAGAAUAUCCAGCUACGCCUGGAGGAGUGUGAACAGAGGCUGGUCAAACGAAUUCAGUCUCCAGCCAGCUCUAGGACUGACAAAGAUGCCCGGCAGGAAAGUGCGUUAAGGAUUGCAGAGCAGGAGCACACACAAGAGGAUCUGCAGCAACUGAGGUCAGACCUGGAUGCUUUUUCUGUGAAAUGCAACAGCUUUCUCCAUCAGUCCCCAUCUGGUUCAAGUGUUCCAACUCUACGCUCUGAACUGAAUCUACUGGUGGAGAAAAUGGACCAUGUCUAUGGUCUCUCUACUGUCUAUCUAAAUAAAUUGAAGACAAUUGAUGUUAUAAUGCGUAGCAUGCAGGAUGCUGAACUCUUGGUCAAAGGUUAUGAAAUCAAGCUGAGUCAAGAAGAAGCAGUCCCAGCAGAUCUCUCAGCUUUGGAGUCCCAUCGGUCUACAUUACGGCACUGGCUUAGUGAUGUGAAGGACAAGAAUUCAGUGUUUUCAGUCUUGGAUGAGGAAAUUUCCAAGGCCAAGGUAGUGGCAGAGCAGCUGAAUCGUCUGACACCAGAGCGAAACCUGGAUUUGGAGCGCUACCAGGAGAAAGGCUCCCAGCUGCAGGAGCGUUGGCACCGUGUCAUUGCCCAGCUGGAGACCCGCCAAUCUGAACUAGAAAGUAUCCAGGAAGUUCUGGGAGAUUACCGAGCCUGCCAUGGAACUCUCAUCAAGUGGAUAGAAGAAACCACUGCCCAGCAGGAAAUGAUGAAGCCAGGCCAGGCAGAGGACAGCAGAGUACUGUCGGAGCAGCUCAGCCAGCAGACGGAUCUAUUUGCAGAAAUCGAGAGAAAUCAGACAAAACUGGACCAGUGUCAAAAAUUUUCCCAGCAAUACUCAACUAUUGUGAAGGACUAUGAAUUACAGCUGAUGACAUACAAAGCUUUUGUGGAAUCACAGCAGAAAUCCCCGGGCAAGCGCCGUCGUAUGCUUUCCUCCUCAGAUGCCAUCACACAAGAGUUCAUGGAUUUAAGGACUCGCUACACAGCACUGGUGACCUUAACAACUCAGCACGUGAAGUACAUCAGUGAUGCGCUUAGGCGGCUGGAGGAGGAGGAGAAAGUGGUAGAAGAGGAAAAACAGGAACACGUGGAGAAGGUUAAAGAACUUUUGGGUUGGGUGUCUACCCUAGCAAGGAAUACGCAAGGCAAAGCUACCUCAUCCCAGACCAAAGAAUCAACAGACAUUGAGAAAGCCAUUUUGGAACAGCAGGUUCUGUCAGAAGAGCUGACAACCAAGAGAGAACAAGUCUCUGAGGCCAUUAAAACAUCACAGAUCUUCUUGGCCAAACAUGGUCAUAAGCUCUCAGAAAAAGAGAAGGAACAGAUAUCUGAGCAACUGAGUGGCCUGAAUAAGGCUUACCAUGACCUUUGUGACGGUUCUGCAAACCAGCUUCAGCAACUUCAGAGCCAAUUGGCUCAGCAGACUGAGCAAAAGGGUUGCAGAGCAGUUGCUGGGGUGAUUGACCUAGGCACAGUGGAGAUAUUUCCCAUCUUCAGAGCCAUGCAAAAAGGCCUCAUUGACCAAGACACAGGCCUUGUCCUCCUGGAAUCCCAAGUUAUCACGUCUGGCCUCAUUGCCCCUGAGACCAGUGAAAAGCUCUCUUUGGAGGAGGGCUUAGCCAGAAACCUCAUUAAUUCCCAGAUGUACCAGCAGCUCCAGGAGCUACAGGAUACCCUGUUCUUAAUACACAGGUUUACUAAAAGCCAAGGCCCUCUUUCUGUGGUGGAAGCAAUUGAAAAGAGGAUAAUCAGUGAGAAAGUUGGACUCAAAAUCUUAGAAGCUUACCUGGCAGCCGGAGGUUUCAGUCUAUCCCCUGGUGAGAACUGCAUUAAUCUGGAAGAGGCUUUUCAUCAAGGCUUCAUUUCUGCCUGGCUUCAUUCAGUGUUAGAGUCUCACCUGAGAUCAUCCAAGAAUUUGAUAGACCCCAAUACAGCUGAGAAAAUCGGUUUGCUGGAUCUGAUGCAGAGAUGUAUUGUCCACCAGGAAUCAGGGUUGAAAUUGCUACCUGUCAAGCAAUUGGCAGGUGGAAUGGUGAGCUUGAAAUCAGGCCGAAAAGUCAGCAUUUUCCGAGCAGUUCAGGAAGGGCUAAUAGAUAGGCAGGUCACUGUCCGACUACUAGAAGCUCAGCUUUUUGCUGGUGGCAUAGUAGAUCCAAGAACAGGACACAGACUCACGGUGCAUGAGGCUGUAAGACAUAAUUUGAUUGACCAAGAUAUGGCCUGUGCUAUUCUCAUAAGGCAGCUUCAGACAGGAGGCAUCAUAGACACUGUCACUGGACAGAGGCUGACAGUAGAUGAAGCAGUGAGCAAUGACCUGGUAGCUGCCAAGAUUGCUCUUGUGAUUCUGGAGUCCCUGUGGUCAUUUAUGGGAUUACUGUGGCCUGAAUCUGGAGAGAUCCUCCCAAUUACAGAUGCCCUAGAGCAAGGUAUUGUGUCUACUGAUUUAGCACAUCAAAUCCUUAGCAAUCGGCAACAUAUUAAGGCUCUAUUUUUACCAGCAACCACAGAGAUUUGUUCCUGGGAGAAAGCAAUAGAAAACGGUAUCUUGGACAAAGAUCUUGCCAAUAACUUAAAAUCAGUUUGUAUACCAGAUGUGAUGCCUCACAUGCAAUUAGCAGACUCUUCAGAACAAAACAACUUGAGCAUUAACUCUGGAGCAGCAGCUCUGCCAUGCAACAAGGACCAAACUGAGGGUGUAGCAAACCAGAGGGAGAAGCUAUUGUUUCAGCUGAUGACUCACAGCUACAUUAACGUGCGGAAUGGACAGAGGCUGCUGCUGUUAGAUAAAGAGCUGAUGCAGACAUUAGCAUCCCGAGAUGAAGCUCAAACAAGUGCUCCAGCAGUGUCUGGGACUGGGCCUCAAGGACUAAGAACUCCUGAGGAAUUCCAAGAAUCAGCUAAUGUGAAAAUCACAGAAACUUUCAGUGAUGGGUUGACUGUGAGACAUGAUGAAUUCCAGUUUUCGUCUCAGAAUGAAGAAUACUCUGAUCAGAAAGCUCACACUGAAGUAAAAGGCAAAAAGGCUGCUGGAGAAAUAGCAUGUCCUUCUGUAGAGAACCCUGAAAAGGAUCUGUUUGUAGGGGAAGAAAGAGUGAGAAAUCCAGCUGUUGGCACUUUGGAGGUCCUAAGUCAAGUCAAGUCAGAGUUGCAAAAACAGUUGAUAGGUGUCAAAAAACAAAGCCACACAGAAAUGUCUACCAGAGAUAUUGUCAGCAAAGGACUCCUGACGGUACCUCCUGAGGAGACAGAAAGCGUACCCUCGGUGGUUGACGAAGACCUUCUGUCUAUUGAAACACCAAAGGAAGAAUGGCAGGCUCUCAGAAAGAUUUCAUUUACUUGUCAGAAAGAACUAGCAAACCCUCUUGAGAUUAAAUGUAUUCCAGAUGAAACUGGAGAACCACUCAUAAAACCCCAAAGCAAAAAGUCACAAUUUCAGGUAGAGAAAACGCUAGGCUUAAAAUCAGAACCAAAGUCUGAAAAAGAUAUGAAUAUUCAUUGUCCAGACAAACAGAAAGUGUUAAAUAAAACAUCUUUGUCUAGGGAUGACCAUAAACAAAGCCAAGAAGAAGCAAACAUUUCAGAUACUUGUAUCAAGGUGUUAGAAAAGACCAAUGAGGAAGAUGAUGGGAUUGAAACUUCCCAGUCAUGCAGUCAUCCCUCAGAAUUGCCUGAAGAAGCUACCUUAAAUUUAUUAUCUGCACAGCUCAAAAAAGGUGGUAUAUUUCAUGAACAGACCGGUGAAAAGCUCUUACUAAAUGAAGCAGUAGCUCAAGGCAUCAUGCCCAGCCACACGGCAGUGAAGCUUAUGGGAAAGCUGAACAUGUUCCGGGGUUUCUUUGACUCUCAGACCUUUGAGUCUCUGACAACUGAAGAAGUCAUUGAUGAAGGGCUGAUGGAUGAGAAAUUAUUGCAUAAAGUCCUCAUGGCAGACAAAGCCGUCAGUGGCGUCUUAGACCCCCGUACCCACACACUGUGCUCUGUAAAGGAUGCAGUUGCAGUCGGACUUCUUGACAAGGAAACAGCCACCAGAAUUUUAGAGGGGCAGGUGGUGACUGGUGGAAUUGUUGACCUGAAACGAGGGAAAAAAGUUUCAGUAACUUUGGCCUCAAAUCUUGGCUUGGUGGACAGUGUUGACCAGACAGAGCUUAUAAAGCUGGAGAAAGCUGUCAAAGGCAGAGAUGCUGGAAAAACAGUUAGAGAGAGAUUGAUUAGCCUCCAGAUGGAAACAACAGGACUUAUGGACCCUGACAGGAAAGCCCCCUUGACAGUUGUAGAGUCCAUGGACAGAGGCCUCUUAGAUAGAGAGGAAGCUCUUCAUUUGUUGACUAAGCAAGUGGUAGAUGGAGGUAUCAUUCACCACACCUCUGGAAUGAGACUUUCUGUUGAUAAUGCCUUUCAGCGUGGCUUGAUCAGUGAAGAUUUAGCCAAGCAACUCAAAAAAGUUGAGAACUUAAAUGUCCAUCAAUUUUUCCAUCCUGAGACAAAGGAAACUAUUUCUCUACCUGAAGCCAUAGAAUUAGGUCUUGUUAACCCAGAUUUGAAAAGAGAAAUCCAAGAAGUUCAGGCCUUUACUGAAAAUUUUGUGGAUCUCAUUUCUUCUCAGAGAUUGACCUUGGCAGAAGCUAAAAAAGAAGGGUUGUUAACUAACAAAGCAGUAGUAUCUUCAGGAAUGGUGCAUGGAAUUGUAGAUCCUGAGAGUUAUAGAAUUGUUCCCUACUCAGAACUAGUAAAGAAAUGUAAGAUUGAUAUUGAAUCUGGACAGAGGUAUCUAGAAGUAAUUCCUUUCUCAGACAUCAAAGAUGAAGUGAGUGACAAAGUACUUACCUUGUCUGAAGCAAUUCAGCUUGGAAAGGUAGACUUCGAAUCUACACUGAAGGUUCUGGAAGCUCAGGCAAAUACUGGUGGAAUCAUAGAUACUGCCACAGGAAAAAGACUGACAUUGGCAUCAGCUUUGGAACAGAAACUGGUGGAUGAAAACAUGGCUAGAAUUAUUGCAUCUCAUCAGGUGUUAAAUGGAGGGAUUGUUGACAUAUUUAGUGAUCAGAGAGUGACUUUAGAGGAAGCCAUUGAAAAAAGAUUUAUCAGUCCUGAACUGGCAACUAUGAUCAAAAUAGAUACUUUGGAGUCCAGUGAUCACAGAGUUCAGUUUGAAAAGCAAGAUGGAACUAAAGUAUGUGAAUUAAAGGAUGAAUUUCCAAGAAAGGAGGUAGUGGUGGCUUGUAAUGAGAAUGCUCAAAUGAGUUGUGAUAAAGGAGAAAACAAGAGAUUAUUUCAAGUAAAAAAUGAGUCUGCACCAGAAAAGUUUAAAGUGAAAGUUUCUCAUGGAAAGCAGGUAAAAAUGAGCAGGGAAAUUUCAUUAAAGGAAUUGGAGCACAAGGAUCAAGAUCCGCACAGAACUCCUCCAGAUGCUAGAGAAUCUGUCAGCACGAUAACUCUGAGUGAUCCUAAACGUGAACCCUUGGGCCAAGUUUCAGUGACACACCCCCACUCAAAAGUUCGUGAUUUUAAAUUCAAGGAAGGGGCUAGACAUAACAAGGAAAAAAAUAGAAAUGAAGACCAAGAAAUAAUGACACAAAUAGAAAUUAUCACUCAUUUGAAGCCAUCUGCUCCACGUCUAGAUUCUGAAGACGUAAGGGAAAAUCAAAGGGAAAUGCUUUCAGGUAUACAAGAAUCAGAUCCUGAAAUGUCAGGCAAAUUGCUGAGUGAGCAACCAGUGAAUACAAGUGUGAGAAGUAUGAGAGAGAAGAAGAUGAUUGUAGAAGAAAGUGUAAAAAUAUGCAAGCCAGCAGUUCUUUCUGAAGAAGAGUUGAAUCAGGAAAUUGCCAUUGGAGAUGAGCCUGAUUCUGCUAUAAAGAGUCAACCUGUGGAAAUGACUGCAAGUGAAAAGGGGAAAGAGACCAUUAGAGAGAAGGGAUUUUCUGUUGUUUGCAAAAUUGAAAACUCUUCUUCCCAGCUGAUACCCAAAAAUAUUUCUGUACAGAAUCAAGAUAGUUUAACAUUCUUCGGCUCUGAACAGGUCAAUGUAGGGGAAUUAAAAAAUGUAAGCCCCUAUUUGACUUUAAAACCAGAAGCAAAUUUAUCUCAAGAAAUUACUAGUGGGGUCUCUAGAGAACUGUUCUCUUCUGUGAUCCCAAGACCUGAAGAAUUACACUACCAGGAUUCAGUUGGAAAAACCCAAUUUACAGACACAUCCCAAAUUUCCAAAGUAGACAAGACUUCCCAAGCAACCACUGGACUGCAGCCUAACUAUUAUCAAGAUUCUUGUGUUACUUCUAAAACUAAGGAAACUAAAGAUCUUAUUUUCUCAUCUAAUGAAUAUGAAGAAAAGUCAUACCAAGAAGUUCCUUUCAAUUCAACAAGACCUUCUGAAUUGGAAGAAAUUAUAGUUUAUAAAGUAAAUCCAAAAGAAAGUAGUUAUCUAGACUUAGAUGGAAAAGGUCUUUAUCAUCAGGGUUGCAAAGGUAAUUAUGAACUUGCAACAACUCAGGAAAUAGCUAGGGAGAAAUUUCCAGAAGCGGCAAACCCUCUAGUUACAGGUUCAAAAGCAGAGUCUCUUGAAGGUACAGUGACCCAGAGAGGUCCCACUGUCUUGGUAACCAUUCUUCCAGAGAAACUACCCAAAGAUGUGUCUCAAAAAGAAAGUACAAGGCAACAGGAUAUCCUGUUUAGUCCUACCACUCCAGAGACCAGUGAAGAGAGGCCAAUGACCCUAGCAUCAUAUUCUGUGAAGAAGAUGGAUGAGAAGACACCACAGGAAAAGCUCAGACAGAGCCCUGUUAUUGAACAGACUUCCUUCACGACUGCACCUCUAGGAAAAGGAAAUGAAGGUGCAAAUCUCGAGCCCUUCCGAGCGACUCAAGUAAGUUUCCGAAAUGUAUUUAAUCGACGACUCUGUUUAGAACAUGAUGAGAUGCUGGUAUCCUAUCUUUCUCUGUUACGGAACAUUGAGAUGAGGACCAGACAGAUUCAGCCUUUGGAACUAGACCUGGCAAAACUGCAGGAUCUGCUGUGUCAGGCUGAGGUAUUAGACAGGGAGCUAAAGGAUCUGUCCACCUUGGUGAGUCAGGAAUUGGAGUGCGUGAAUCAGAUCAUCAUCAGUCAGCCUCAAGAAGUCCCUGCUCAACUGUUGAAGGCUCUAGAGAAAGAUGCCAAGAAUCUUCAAAAGUCACUCAGCUCCGUGAGUGACACUUGGAGUUCCAGACUACUCCACCUCCAAAAUGCUAUGGAAGUUAAAAAGACUGCAGUGUUAAGUCAGCAUGCACAGCUAGAAGACAAGCUCCAGGACCUGAGAGCCUGGGUUGGCAGCACCAGUCUCACUCUGAGCAGCAAGGGCUGCAGCAAUAAGACAGAUCCUGAUAGCCUGAAUCACUCCCUCCAGCAGUUUGAGGACUUGAAACAACCCAUGGCUGAAAGGAAAUCCCAACUGGAUGCUCUUGCUUUUGACAUUCAGUUUUUUGUCUCCAAGCAUGCCCAAGACUUGUCCCCUCAGCAGAGUCGACAGACACUGAGGCUUCUGAAUGAAGUGCAGAAGUCCUUCCAGGACCUUGUGGAGCAGACUGCAGCUCAGGUGGACGCCUUGCAGGGCCGCCUUCAACAAGUGGAGCAGGAAGCCCAGGUUAAGACCCUGCAGAAACAACAAAAUACCUGUCACCAGAAACUGGAGGAUCUUUGCAGGUGGAUUGGACAGGCAGAAAGAGCACUGGAGGGCCAGCAGGACAGAGGCACCCAGCAGGAUCUCUCUGCUUUGCAGAAGAAUAAAAGUGACUUGAAGGAUUUACAGGAUGACAUUCAAAAUCAUGCCACCUCAUUUUCCACUGUUGUCAAAGACAUUGAAGGCUUUCUGGAAGAGAACCAGACCAAACUGAGCCCCCAGGAGUUGACAGCUCUUCAGCAAAAACUUAGUCAAGCUAAGGAACAAUAUGAGGCCCUCCAGGAACAGACACGGGUGGCCCAGAAGGAGCUGGAGGAAGCAGUGACCUCAGCUUUACAGCAAGAAACUGAGAAGAGUAAAGCAGCAAAGGAACUUGCAGAGAACAGGAAUAAGAUUGAUGCGCUCCUGGAUUGGGUGACUUCAGUGGAAUCGUCCUGUGGACGACUGCAGACCAGCCUUCCAGGGAUGGAGCAGCUCCCGGGGGCUGAUCCAGAGAAAAGAACCUUGGAUACCACUGAUGGCCACAUGGUGGUGAGCCAUGCCCCAGAGAACCUCGACAGGCAGUGUGCAAAGAUGAAGGCCUGUCACCAAGAAUUGCUGUCCCAGCAGCAGAAUUUCAUUCUGGCCACCCAGUCAGCUCAGGCCUUCCUGGACCAGCAUGGCCAUAAUCUUGAACCCAAAGAACGGCAGAUGUUGCAAGAGAAGCUAGGAGAGCUUAAGGAACAAUAUGCCACUUCCCUGGCCCAAUCAGAGGCAGACCUGAAGCAAGUGCAGACCCUCCGGGAUGAGCUGCAGAAGUUUCUUCAGGAUCAUAAAGAAUUUGAAAGCUGGCUGGAACGUUCUGAGAAAGAGCUGGAGAACAUGCAUAAAGGAAGCAGCAGCCCUGAAGCCCUUCCCUCCCUGCUAAAGCGGCAGGGAAGCUUCUCAGAGGAUGUCAUUUCUCACAAAGGUGACUUGAGAUUUGUGACUAUCUCAGGACAGAAAGUCUUGGACACAGAAAAUAACUCUGAGGAAGGCAAAGAGCCAUCAGCAACCAGACACUUAGUGAAGGAGAAGCUGAAGGAUGCAACAGAAAGAUACACUGCUCUUCAUUCAAAGUGUGCACGACUGGGCUCUCACCUGAACAUGCUGCUAAGCCAGUAUCAGCAGUUUCAAAGCAGUGCUGACAGCCUGCAGGCCUGGAUGCAGACUUGUGAGGCCAAUGUGGAGAAACUCCUCUCAGACACUGUUGCCUCUGACCCUGGAAUCCUGCAACAGCAGCUCUUAACGACAAAGCAGUUACAGGAGGAACUGGCUGAGCACCAAGUACCUGUAGAAAAGCUCCAAAAAAUAGCUCGUGACCUCAUGGAAAUUGAAGGGGAGCCAGCCCCAGAUCACACACAUGUUCAAGAAACAACAGAUUCCAUUCUCAGUCACUUCCACAGACUCUCCUGUAGCCUGGCUGAGCGCUCUGCUCUGCUGCAGAAGGCAAUUGCCCAAUCUCAGAGUGUCCAGGAAAGUCUAGAGAGCCUGUUGCAGUCCAUCAGGGAAGUUGAACAAAACCUGGAAGGGAAGCAGGUGGCCUCUCUUUCGACAGAAGUGAUCCAAGAAGCCCUGGCCACUAAUAUGAAACUGAAGCAAGACAUUGCUCGACAAAAGAGCAGCUUAGAGGCUACCCGGGAGAUGGUGACCCGAUUCAUGGAGACGGCAGACAGCAACACCGCAGCAGGACUGCAGGGAAAACUGGCGGAAGUGAACCAGCGCUUUGAACAGCUCUGUCUACAGCAGCAGGAAAAGGAGAGCUCCCUAAAGAAGCUUCUGCCGCAGGCCGAGAUGUUUGAACAUCUCUCUGAUAAACUGCAGCAGUUCGUGGAAAACAAAAGUCGGAUGCUAGCCUCUGGAAAUCAGCCAGAUCAAGAUAUCGCACGUUUCUCCCAGCAGAUCCAGGAGGUCAGUGUGGAAAUGGAAGACCAGAAGGAGAACCUCGAUACUCUUGAGCACCUGGUCACUGAACUGCACUCUUGUGGCUUUGCACUGGACCUGUCCCAGCACCAGGACAGGAUACAGAACCUCAAAAAGGAUUUCACAGAACUGCAGAAAACAGUUAAAGAAAGAGAGAAAGAUGCAUCAUCUUGCCAGGAGCAGUUGGAUGAAUUCCGGAAGUUGAUUAGGCUUUUCCAGAAAUGGCUGAAAGAAACUGAAGGAAGCAUUCCACCUACAGAGACUUUCUUAAGUACUAAAGAGCUGGAAAAGCAGAUUGAACACCUUAAGGGCCUCUUAGAUGACUGGGUCAGUAAAGGAUCUCUGGUAGAAGAAAUCAAUUGCAAAGGCACUUCAUUAGAAAAUCUCAUCAUGGAGAUCACAGCACCUGAUUCCCAAGCCAAAUCAGGUUCCAUACUGCCCCCUGUAGGAAGCUCUGUAGGCAGUGUAAACGGAUACCACACCUGCAAAGAUCUGACGGAGAUCCAGUGUGACAUGUCAGAUGUGAACCUGAAGUAUGAGAAACUAGGGGGAUUACUUCAGGAGCGCCAAGAAAGCCUUCAGGCUGUACUUGACAGAAUGGACGAGGUUCAGAAGGAGGCAAACUCGGUGCUACAGUGGCUGGAAUCAAAAGAGGAAGUCCUGAAAACCAUGGAUGCCUCUUUGUCUCCAACCAGGACAGAAACAGUGAAAGCCCAAGCUGAGUCUAACAAGGCCUUUCUUGCUGAGUUGGAACAGAAUUCUCCAAAAAUCCAAAAAGUAAAGGAAGCCCUGGCUGGAUUACUUGUGACGUACCCCAACUCCCAAGAAGCCAAAAAUUGGAAGGAAAUGCAGGAGGAGCUAAAUUCUCGGUGGGAAAGGGCCACUGAGGUGACUGUGGCUCGGCAAAGGCAGCUAGAGGAGUCUGCAAGCCACCUGGCCUGCUUCCAGGCUGCAGAGUCCCAGCUCCGGCCUUGGCUGAUGGAGAAGGAACUGAUGAUGGGAGUGCUGGGGCCCCUGUCUAUUGACCCCAACAUGUUGAAUGCACAGAAGCAGCAGGUCCAGUUUAUGCUGAAGGAAUUUGAAGCACGCAGACAACAGCAUGAGCAGCUGAACGAGGCAGCUCAGGGCAUCGUCACAGGUCCUGGAGAUGUCUCUGCAGCUACCAGCCAAGUACAGAAAGAACUGCAGAACAUCAAUCAGAAGUGGGUUGAGCUGACUGACAAACUCAAUUCCCGCUCCAGCCAAAUUGACCAAGCUAUUAUCAAAAGCACCCAGUACCAGGAACUACUCCAGCACUUAUCAGAGAAGGUGAAGGCAGUUGGGCAGCGACUAAGUGGCCAAUCGGCCAUCAGCACCCAACCUGAAGCUGUGAAACAGCAAUUGGAAGAAACAAGUGAGAUUCGAUCUGACUUGGAGCAAUUAGACCAUGAGAUUAAGGAGGCCCAAGCACUGUGUGACGAACUGUCAGUGCUCAUUGGUGAGCAGUACCUCAAGGAUGAGCUGAAGAAGCGUUUGGAGACAGUUGCCCUGCCUCUUCAAGGUUUAGAAGACCUUGCAGCCGAUCGCAUGAACAGACUCCAGGCAGCUCUUGCCAGCACCCAACAAUUCCAGCAAAUGUUUGAUGAGCUGAGGACUUGGUUGGAUAACAAACAAAGCCAGCAAGCAAAAAACUGCCCAAUUUCUGCAAAAUUGGAGCAGCUACAGUCUCAGCUACAAGAGAAUGAAGAGUUUCAGAAGAGCCUUAAUCAACACAGUGGUUCCUAUGAGGUGAUUGUGGCUGAAGGGGAAUCUCUGCUUCUUUCUGUACCUCCCGGAGAAGAGAAAAGGACUUUACAAAACCAGUUGGUUGAGCUCAAAAGCCACUGGGAAGAGCUUAGUAAAAAAACUGCAGACAGGCAGUCUAGGCUCAAGGACUGUAUGCAGAAAGCUCAAAAGUACCAGUGGCAUGUGGAAGACCUCGUGCCAUGGAUAGAAGACUGUAAGGCCAAGAUGUCUGAGUUGCGGAUCACCUUGGACCCCGUGCAGCUGGAGUCCAGUCUCCUGAGAUCAAAGGCUAUGCUGAGUGAGGUGGAGAAGCGCCGCUCCCUGCUGGAAAUACUAAAUAGUGCUGCUGACAUUCUGAUCAACUCUUCAGAAACGGAUGAGGAUGAUAUCCGGGAUGAGAAGACUGGGAUCAACCAGAACAUGGAUGCCAUUACAGAGGAGCUGCAGGCCAAAACAGGGUCACUGGAAGAAAUGACCCAGAGGCUCAAGGAGUUCCAGGAAAGCUUUAAGAAUAUUGAGAAGAAGGUUGAAGGAGCCAAACACCAACUUGAGAUUUUUGAUGCUCUGGGCUCUCAAGCCUGUAGCAACAAGAAUCUGGAGAAGCUAAGAGCUCAACAGGAGGUGCUGCAGGCCCUGGAGCCUCAGGUAGACUAUCUGAGGAACUUUACUCAGGGUUUGGUAGAAGAUGCCCCAGAUGGAUCUGAUGCUUCCCAACUUCUACACCAAGCUGAGGUCACCCAGCAAGAAUUCCUGGAAGUGAAGCAAAGAGUGAACAGUGGUUGCAUGACAAUGGAAAACAAGCUGGAGGGAAUUGGUCAGUUUCACUGCCGAGUUCGAGAAAUGUUUUCCCAGUUGGCAGACCUGGACGAUGAGCUAGAUGGCAUGGGUGCUAUCGGCAGAGACACUGAUAGCCUCCAGUCCCAGAUCGAGGAUGUCCAUCUGUUCCUUAGCAAAAUCCAAGUCCUCAAGUUAGACAUAGAGGCCUCUGAAGCAGAGUGCCGACAGAUGCUAGAGGAAGAGGGGACUCUGGACUUGUUAGGUCUCAAGAGGGAGCUAGAAGCCCUGAACAAACAGUGUGGCAAACUGACAGAGAGGGGGAAAGCUCGGCAGGAGCAGUUAGAGCUGACCUUGGGCCGGGUGGAGGACUUCUACAGGAAGCUGAAAGGACUCAAUGAUGCGACCACAGCAGCAGAGGAGGGAGAGGCCCUGCAGUGGGUAGUGGGAACUGAAGUGGACGUCAUCAACCAACAGUUAGCAGAUUUUAAGAUGUUUCAGAAAGAACAAGUGGAUCCUCUUCAGAUGAAAUUGCAGCAGGUGAAUGGACUUGGCCAGGGAUUAAUUCAGAGUGCAGGAAAAAACUGUGACGUGCAGGGUUUAGAACAUGAUAUGGAAGAGAUCAAUGCUCGAUGGAACACACUGAAUAAAAAGGUUGCACAAAGAAUUGCACAACUACAGGAGGCUUUGUUGCAUUGUGGGAAGUUUCAAGAUGCCUUGGAGCCAUUGCUCAGCUGGUUGGCAGACACUGAGGAGCUCAUAGCCAAUCAGAAACCUCCAUCUGCUGAGUAUAAAGUGGUAAAAGCACAGAUCCAAGAACAGAAGCUGCUCCAACGGCUCCUGGAUGAUCGAAAAGCCACAGUAGACAUGCUUCAAGCAGAAGGAGGCAGAAUAGCCCAGUCAGCAGAGCAGGCUGAUAGAGAGAAAAUCACUGGACAGCUGGAGAGUCUCGAAAGUAGAUGGACUGAACUGCUCAGCAAGGCAGCAGCCAGGCAAAAACAGCUGGAAGAUAUCCUGGUUCUGGCUAAACAAUUCCACGAGACAGCUGAGCCUAUUUCUGACUUCUUAUCUGUCACAGAGAAAAAGCUUGCCAACUCAGAACCUGUUGGCACUCAGACUGCCAAAAUACAGCAGCAGAUCAUUCGGCACAAGGCUCUGGAGGAAGACGUAGAAAACCAUGCAACAGAUGUGCACCAGGCAGUCAGAACUGGGCAGUCCCUCUCCUCCCUGACAUGUCCUGCAGAACAGGGCUUGCUGUCAGAAAAGCUAGACUCUUUGCAGGCCCGGUACAGUGAGAUUCAAGACCGGUGCUGUCGGAAAGCAGCCCUGCUUGAACAAGCCCUGUCUAACGCUAGACUGUUUGGGGAGGAUGAAGUGGAGGUGCUCAACUGGCUGGCUGAGGUUGAGGACAAGCUCAGUUCAGUGUUCGUAAAGGAUUACAGACAGGAUGUCCUGCAGAAACAGCAUGCCGACCACCUGGCUCUAAAUGAAGAGAUUGUUAAUAGAAAGAAGAAUGUAGAUCAAGCUAUUAAGAAUGGUCAGGCUCUUCUAAAACAAACCACAGGUGAAGAAGUAUUACUUAUCCAGGAGAAACUGGAUGGAAUCAAGACUCGUUAUGCAGAUAUCACGGUCACGAGCUCCAAGGCCCUCAGAACUUUAGAGCAAGCCCGGCAGCUGGCCACCAAGUUCCAGUCUACUUACGAGGAACUGACCGGGUGGCUGAGGGCUGUGGAGGACGAGCUGGCAGCCAGUGGAGGACAGUCUCCCACAGGGGAGCAGAUACCCCAGUUUCAGCAAAGACAGAAGGAAUUAAAGAAGGAGGUCAUGGAGCACAGGCUGGUGUUGGACACAGUGAACGAGGUGAGCCGUGCUCUCUUAGAGCUCGUGCCCUGGAGAGCCCGAGAGGGGCUGGAUAAACUUGUGUCCGAUGCCAACGAGCAGUACAAAUUGGUCAGUGACACCAUUGGACAAAGGGUGGAUGAAAUUGAUGCUGCUAUUCAGAGAUCACAGCAGUAUGAACAAGCUGCUGAUGCAGAACUAGCUUGGGUUGCUGAAACAAAACGGAAACUGAUGGCCCUGGGUCCAAUUCGCUUGGAACAGGACCAGACCACAGCUCAGCUGCAGGUGCAGAAGGCUUUCUCUAUUGAUAUCAUUCGACACAAAGAUUCAAUGGAUGAACUCUUCAGUCACCGUGGUGAAAUCUUUGGCACAUGUGGGGAGGAGCAGAAAGCUGUAUUACAGGAAAAGACAGAGUCUCUAAUACAACAGUAUGAAGCCAUUAGCCUGCUUAAUUCAGAGCGUUAUGCUCGCCUAGAGCGGGCACAGGUCUUAGUGAACCAGUUUUGGGAAACCUACGAAGAGCUCAGCCCCUGGAUUGAGGAAACUCGGGCACUAAUAGCACAGUUACCUCCUCCAGCUAUUGAUCACGAGCAGCUCAGACAGCAGCAAGAGGAAAUGAGGCAACUAAGAGAAUCCAUUGCUGAACACAAACCUCAUAUUGAUAAACUACUGAAAAUAGGGCCACAACUAAAGGAGUUAAACCCUGAGGAAGGGGAAAUGGUGGAAGAAAAAUAUCAGAAAGCAGAAAACAUGUACGCACAAAUAAAAGAAGAGGUGCGCCAACGGGCCCUGGCUCUGGAUGAGGCCAUUUCCCAGUCUGCCCAGUUCCACGAUAAAAUUGAGCCCAUGUUGGAGACGCUGGAGAACCUUUCCUCUCGCCUGCGGAUGCCACCACUAAUUCCUGCUGAAGUAGACAAAAUCCGUGAGUGCAUCAGUGACAACAAGAGUGCCACUGUGGAGCUAGAAAAACUGCAGCCAUCCUUUGACGCCCUGAAGCACCGUGGAGAAGAGCUCAUCGGGCGAUCCCAGGGAGCAGACAAGGAUCUGGCUGCAAAAGAAAUCCAAGACAAAUUGGAUCAGAUGGUAUUCUUCUGGGAGGACAUCAAAGCUCGGGCUGAAGAGCGAGAAAUUAAGUUCCUUGAUGUCCUUGAGUUAGCAGAGAAGUUCUGGUAUGACAUGGCAGCUCUCCUGGCGACCAUGAGAGACACCCAGGAUAUCAUCCAUGACUUGGAAAGCCCUGGCAUUGACCCAUCUAUCAUCAAGCAACAGGUUGAAGCUGCUGAGACUAUUAAGGAGGAGACAGAUGGGCUGCAUGAGGAGUUGGAGUUCAUCCGAAUCCUUGGAGCAGAUUUGAUCUUUGCCUGUGGGGAAACUGAGAAGCCUGAAGUAAAGAAGAGCAUUGAUGAGAUGAAUAAUGCUUGGGAGAACUUAAACAAGACAUGGAAAGAGAGGCUAGAGAAACUGGAGGACGCCAUGCAAGCUGCUGUGCAGUAUCAGGACACUCUUCAGGCUAUGUUUGACUGGCUAGAUAACACUGUGAUUAAACUCUGUACCAUGCCUCCUGUUGGCACUGACCUCAACACUGUUAAAGACCAGCUGAAUGAAAUGAAGGAGUUCAAAGUGGAAGUUUACCAGCAGCAAAUUGAGAUGGAGAAGCUUAAUCACCAGGGUGAGCUGAUGUUAAAGAAAGCUACUGAUGAAACGGACAGAGACAUUAUACGAGAACCACUGACAGAACUCAAACACCUCUGGGAGAAUCUGUGUGAGAAAAUUGCCCACAGACAGCAUAAGCUAGAAGGUGCUCUCUUGGCCCUUGGCCAGUUCCAGCAUGCCCUAGAGGAACUGAUGAGUUGGCUGAUUCACACUGAAGAGUUGUUAGAUGCUCAGAGACCAAUAAGCGGAGAUCCAAAAGUCAUUGAAGUUGAGCUCGCAAAGCACCAUGUCCUGAAAAAUGAUGUUUUGGCUCAUCAAGCCACAGUGGAAACAGUCAAUAAAGCUGGCAAUGAGCUGCUUGAAUCCAGUGCUGGAGAUGAUGCCAGCAGCUUAAGGAGCCGUUUGGAAACCAUGAACCAGUGCUGGGAGUCAGUGUUACAAAAAACAGAGGAGAGGGAGCAGCAGCUGCAGUCGACACUACAGCAGGCCCAGGGUUUCCACAGUGAAAUUGAAGAUUUCCUCCUGGAACUGACUAGAAUGGAGAGUCAACUUUCUGCAUCUAAGCCCACAGGAGGACUUCCUGAAACCGCUAGGGAACAGCUUGAUACACAUAUGGAACUGUACUCCCAGCUGAAAGCCAAGGAGGAGACUUACAAUCAGCUGCUUGACAAGGGCAGACUCAUGCUCCUCAGCCGUGGUGAUUCUGGAUCUGGCUCCAAGACAGAACAGAGUGUGGCGCUCCUGGAGCAGAAGUGGCGCGUGGUCAGCAGUAAGAUGGAGGAAAGAAAGUCAAAGCUGGAAGAAGCUCUCAACCUGGCAACAGAAUUCCAGAAUUCCCUACAAGAAUUUAUCAACUGGCUCACUCUAGCAGAGCAGAGUUUAAACAUCGCCUCUCCUCCCAGCCUGAUUCUAAACACUGUCCUUUCCCAGAUAGAGGAGCACAAGGUUUUUGCUAAUGAAGUAAAUGCACAUCGAGACCAGAUCAUUGAGUUGGAUCAAACUGGGAAUCAGCUUAAGUUCCUUAGCCAAAAACAGGAUGUUGUUCUGAUCAAGAAUUUGUUGGUUAGCGUCCAGUCCCGGUGGGAGAAGGUUGUGCAGAGAUCUAUUGAAAGGGGCCGAUCACUAGAUGAUGCCCGGAAGCGAGCAAAACAAUUCCAUGAAGCUUGGAAAAAACUGAUUGACUGGCUAGAAGAUGCAGAAAGUCAUCUGGACUCAGAACUGGAGAUAUCUAAUGACCCAGACAAGAUUAAACUUCAGCUUUCUAAGCAUAAGGAGUUUCAAAAAACUCUUGGUGGCAAACAGCCUGUGUACGAUACCACAAUUAGAACUGGCCGAGCACUGAAAGAGAAGACUCUGCUUCCUGAUGAUACUCAGACACUUGACAACUUACUGGGAGAAGUCAGAGACAAAUGGGAUACAGUCUGUGGCAAGUCUGUGGAGCGGCAGCACAAGUUGGAGGAAGCCCUGCUGUUUUCGGGACAGUUCAUGGAUGCUUUGCAGGCCUUGGUCGACUGGUUGUACAAGGUGGAGCCACAGCUGGCUGAGGACCAGCCUGUGCAUGGGGACCUCGACCUUGUCAUGAACCUCAUGGAUGCCCACAAGGUUUUCCAGAAGGAACUGGGAAAGCGAACAGGAACAGUUCAGGUCCUGAAGCGGUCAGGCCGAGAGCUGAUUGAGAACAGCCGUGAUGACACCACUUGGGUCAAAGGGCAGCUUCAGGAACUGAGCACUCGGUGGGACACCGUGUGUAAACUCUCUGUUUCCAAACAAAGCCGACUUGAGCAGGCUUUAAAACAGGCAGAAGAGUUUCGGGACACAGUCCACAUGCUGUUGGAGUGGCUUUCUGAAGCAGAGCAAACACUUCGCUUUCGGGGAGCACUUCCUGAUGACACGGAGGCCCUGCAGUCUCUUAUUGACACCCAUAAGGAAUUCAUGAAGAAAGUGGAAGAAAAGCGAGUGGAUGUGAAUGCAGCGGUAGCCAUGGGCGAAGUCAUCCUGGCCGUGUGCCAUCCUGACUGUAUCACAACCAUCAAACACUGGAUCACCAUCAUCCGAGCUCGCUUUGAGGAGGUCUUGACAUGGGCAAAGCAGCACCAGCAGCGUCUGGAAGCAGCCCUGUCAGAACUGGUGGCUAACGCCGAGCUCCUGGAGGAACUUCUGGCAUGGAUCCAGUGGGCCGAGACCACCCUCAUUCAGCGGGAUCAGGAGCCGAUCCCUCAGAAUAUCGACCGAGUGAAAGCCCUGAUCGCUGAGCAUCAGACGUUUAUGGAGGAGAUGACACGCAAACAACCUGAUGUGGAUCGGGUCACCAAGACAUACAAAAGGAAGACUGUGGAGCCCGCCCAUGCACCCUUUGUGGAGAAAUCCCGCAGCGGCAGCAGGAAGUCCUUGAGUCAGCCCACACCCCCUCCCAUGCCAAUCCUUUCACAAUCUGAAGCAAAAAACCCACGGAUCAACCAGCUGUCUGCCCGCUGGCAGCAGGUGUGGCUGUUAGCGCUGGAGCGGCAGCGGAAGCUGAAUGAUGCCCUGGAUCGACUGGAGGAGUUGAAGGAAUUUGCCAACUUUGACUUUGAUGUCUGGAGGAAAAAGUAUAUGCGUUGGAUGAACCACAAAAAGUCGCGGGUGAUGGACUUCUUCCGGCGCAUCGACAAGGACCAGGAUGGGAAGAUUACACGUCAGGAGUUCAUCGAUGGCAUUUUAGCCUCCAAAUUCCCUACCACCAAGUUGGAGAUGACUGCUGUGGCUGACAUUUUUGACAGAGAUGGGGAUGGCUACAUUGAUUACUAUGAAUUUGUGGCUGCUCUCCAUCCCAACAAGGAUGCUUAUCGACCAACAACUGAUGCAGAUAAAAUUGAAGAUGAGGUCACAAGACAAGUGGCUCAGUGCAAGUGUGCAAAAAGGUUUCAAGUGGAGCAGAUCGGAGAGAAUAAAUACCGGUUCUUCCUCGGCAAUCAGUUUGGGGAUUCUCAGCAGUUGCGGCUGGUCCGUAUUCUGCGCAGCACAGUGAUGGUCCGCGUUGGUGGAGGAUGGAUGGCCUUGGAUGAGUUUUUGGUGAAAAAUGAUCCCUGCCGAGUUCACCAUCCUGGGAGUAAAAUAAAGCGCUCUGAUUCCAGCUCUUCGAUUUCCAGUCAGUCUCCCAUAGCACGAGGUAGAACUAACAUUGAACUUAGAGAGAAAUUCAUCCUGCCAGAGGGGGCAUCCCAGGGAAUGACCCCUUUCCGAUCACGAGGUCGAAGGUCCAAACCGUCUUCCCGGGCAGCUUCCCCUACACGAUCCAGCUCAAGUGCCAGUCAGAGUAACCACAGCUGCACAUCCAUGCCAUCUUCUCCAGCCACCCCAGCCAGUGGCACCAAGACUCCACUUCAGUUCUCUCGCUGUUAUGACAAACCCUGGUUGGUAAACAGUAAAGCUGGCACCCCUGUCAGGGACAGCCAUUAUCCUGACCUCCAGCUGCCCAGCCCCGAGGUUAUUCCAUCAACAGGCAGCAAGUUGAAACGACCAACACCAACUUUUCAUUCUAGUCGAACAUCCCUUGCUGGUGAUACUAGCAAUAGCUCUUCGCCAGCCUCCACAGGUGCCAAAACUAACCGGGCAGACCCUAAAAAGUCAGCCAGUCGCCCCGGAAGUCGGGCCGGAAGUCGAGCUGGGAGUCGAGCCAGCAGCCGUCGGGGAAGCGAUGCCUCUGACUUUGACCUUUUAGAGACACAGUCUGCUUGUUCAGACACUUCAGAAAGCAGUGCUGCAGGGGGCCAGGGCAACUCCAGGAGAGGGCUCAGCAAACCUUCCAAAAUCCCCACCAUGUCCAAGAAGACCACCACUGCCUCCCCCAGGACUCCGGGCCCCAAGCGAUAACACUGCACAAGCACCCCCAAGCCACUAUCCACUUCGAAUCCUGCUCCAUACGUUGGGUGUAUAUUUAUUCUGAACGGGAGAAGUUAUAUUGUUAAAAGUGUAAAAGAAAAAUUGUGUUAUGAAGCUGCCUUAUUUUUUUUUCUUUUUGUAAGUUACUAUUUUCAUGUGAAUAUUUAUGUAGAUAAAAUUUGCCUCCUGGUAACCCUGUAAUGGAUAGGGCCCAGAAAUGAAAUAUUUGAGGAAAACAAGUGAAAAGGUCAAAAAAAGAAUGUGUAUUAAAAAAAAAAGCCUCUAACUAGGGUCUCUGCACGGUGCAGGGUUGUAAACCUGCUUUAUCUUUUAGGAUUAUUCCUAAAUGCAUCUUCUUUAUAAACUUGACUUGCUGUCUCAGCAAGAUAAAUUAUAUUAAAAAAAAAAAUAAGAAUCCUGCAGUGUUUAAGGAGCUCUUUUUUUGUAAAUUACAGACACCUCAAUUAACAAGAACUGAGGGGAGGGCACUUAUAAUUGCUUUUUCCAUUGUUUUAAUGUUGUGUGAUUUUAGCUAAAGAGAGGGAACCUCAUCUAGGUAACAUUUGCACAUGAUACAGCAGAAGGAGCUCAUCGCAAUACUGUCUUUGAAUACUGUUUCAGUACUGGGUGUUUACAGGACAAAUAGCUGCUAGCAUUCAGGGGUAAAUGUAACUGUUCAGAAAACGUCACAACACUAGGAUUGUAAGCCGAUUUGUAACUUCCUAUCCAGCCUCGCCACCACUAACCUGUGCUCCCGGGACCCAGACCCUUGGCAAGGAGACUUCCUUGGUGGCAUUGUGAAUCACAGAUUUGUUUAUCUGCAUUUUUUGCUAUUUAUUUAAAUGGUCAAUCAACUUCCCACAAACUGAGGAAUGAAUCCCAUGAACCUAUUCUGACAAUGUGGACAUAAGGCGAACACUGGCUCGUCCUAAUGGAGUUCACCAGCACACUCGUUAACCAGUCCCGUUUGCUUCCGUCUUUUUUGUGAGUAACGAAGUCAGCUGACCAAGUGACCGUGAAGAGGGGCUGUCUGGGGCUCCUGUUUUUUAGCUGCUGUUCCUCUUCAGCUCCGACCAUGUUGCUGUGUGAUUAUCUCAAUUGGUUUUAAUUGAGGCAGAAACUGAAGCUCUACCAAUGAACUGUUUAAAAACAAGACACACUUUUGUAUUAAAAUUGCUUGCAGUAACAAA
This is a messenger RNA of Oryctolagus cuniculus (rabbit), 24930 nucleotides long. Lineage: Eukaryota; Metazoa; Chordata; Mammalia; Lagomorpha; Leporidae. The record is from RefSeq and is a predicted model, not a curated record.